AUGGGGGUGGCGGAGCUCGGCGGCUGGGGGUGGCCGAGAGGGAGCGAUAAGCCGUGGAGCGGGAGGAAAGGGAAAGCGGGCGCCAGGGCCAGGGAGCAGCGGGCGUCGGCGUCGGUGGGGGCCAGGGAGCGGCGGGAGCAGCGGUCGUCGGCGUCAGCGGACGCCAGGGCCAGGGAGCAUCGGGCGUCGGCGGGCGGCAGGGCCAGGGAGCGGCGGGAGCAGCGGGACGAGGCGUCGGCGGGCACCAGGGCCAGGAAGCGGCGGGAGCAACGGGACGAGGCGUCGGCGGGCACCAGGGCCAGGAAGCGGCGGGAGCCGCGGGACGAGGCGUUGGCGGGCACUAGGGCCAGGGAGCGGCUGGAGCAACGGGACGAGGCGUCGGCGGGCACCAGGGCCAGGAAGCGGCGGGAGCCGCGGGACGAGGCGUCGGCGGGCACCAGGGCCAGGGAGCGGCGGGAGCAGCGGGACGAGGCGUUGGCGGGCACCAGGGGCAGGGAGCGGAUGCCGGCGUGGCCGUGGCAGGUGUAG
Branchiostoma floridae (Florida lancelet) is the source of this 528-nucleotide messenger RNA. Its product is annotated as vicilin-like seed storage protein At2g18540. The record is from RefSeq and is a predicted model, not a curated record. The coding region runs from base 1 to 528 and encodes 175 amino acids. The transcript has 2 exons. Lineage: Eukaryota; Metazoa; Chordata; Leptocardii; Amphioxiformes; Branchiostomatidae.